AUGGCUUCAUCCUUACCUCUUCUAAAACUUGGCCAGUCCCUGAAGGGUACUCUAGGCGCUUAUACCAUUGCUAAGCAGCUCAGCGAGUUCACUUGGCUAGGGAGAAAUGCCGGUCACCCCGUCGUCAUCAAGUCCGCGCGACAUUUCCGUAUUGCAAACGAGAGAGACGUCCUGAGGAGAUUCCAGGCCAGGACACACCUGCGCCCCCUGAUCGAUGAAAUCGUCGACCCAGCAGGCCCCCCGGCUAUCGUGCUGAAGCAUCUUGACGAUGACCUGCUCAAUGCCUCAAAUACUAAGAAGCUUAACACCAAGGAAAUCAAACAUGUAUCAAAGUGUAUUCUUGAGGCGCUAGACACCCUGCAUGCAGAUGGAUACGUGCACACAGAUAUCAAAAUCGAUAAUAUCCUAGUGAAUUAUGCACUACCCCCCUAUAGCGACGAUAAAAAACGCUUCACUGAUGUCCAGCUCGCGGAUCUUGAGAGCACGGUACAUGUGACCUCGCGCUUCUGCAGAAACCGCGAUGGGAUCGGUACUGCUAUCUGGCGCAGCCCAGAGGCACAAAUGGGCCUGCAGUGGGGUCCGCCAACUGACAUCUGGUCCUUUGGUGCUGUCGUUAUCUCUCUGAUAUGGGGCGACAACUUCCUCAUCUUCAAACCCAAGUUGCCGGACGACCACGACGGAUAUGAACUCGAGAUCAUCGCUAAAAAUUAUAUCUAUUUCGGACCGUUCCCGGAAAAAUUCGUUGAGCUUACCGAUCAGGCAACAAUGGCGGCCUUAGCAAAUGUUAUAGAUCCCAUCCCGGCUGAGAAAUUGAAGCCCUUUGCACGGGCUAGCCGUCGUGAGAUUCCACCACAGGACAGAGAGUUUGUGCUGAAAGUUAUGAAACUUGACCCAAGGGACCGGCCAACUGCGAAGGAGCUUCUCAAAGAUAAGUGGUUUGAUUCAAUAUGA
Messenger RNA from Nannizzia gypsea CBS 118893, 951 nucleotides. Its product is annotated as STE/STE20 protein kinase. NCBI's taxonomy places the organism in Eukaryota, Fungi, Ascomycota, Eurotiomycetes, Onygenales, Arthrodermataceae. The record is from RefSeq and is a predicted model, not a curated record. Gene Ontology annotation, molecular function: protein kinase activity; ATP binding. Gene Ontology annotation, biological process: protein phosphorylation. The transcript is spliced from 3 exons. Bases 1 to 951 code for a protein of 316 amino acids.